Elgaria multicarinata webbii is the source of this 1347-nucleotide messenger RNA. Its product is annotated as heat shock protein 30C-like. The record is from RefSeq and is a predicted model, not a curated record. Bases 300 to 920 code for a protein of 206 amino acids. The transcript has a single exon. Gene Ontology annotation, biological process: response to heat; protein refolding. NCBI's taxonomy places the organism in Eukaryota, Metazoa, Chordata, Lepidosauria, Squamata, Anguidae. Gene Ontology annotation, cellular component: nucleus; cytoplasm.
GAACCGAGAAAGGAACUGUUUGCAGGAGCUGGUUUCUUCAGGGGUGGGAGGUAGCCAUCCCCCACCCCAAACUGGCUCUCGCUGUUUCUGGAACACUCUCCCUCCUUCCAGGCCUGUUUGCAAAGCUCUUUCCAGCCGUUGCGUCAUUUCUGAACCCGAGCCAAGGACUUCCCCUCUGCUCUAUUUAUGGGCAGGCGAAGGCGGGCCUCCAGAGUUAUAAAAACAGCUGCGUCUCCAAAGCAGGCCAGAAAGACACCGAGGCGAAGGAAGAUCGCUCCUCUCGGCUGUACUGUGUUGCCAUGGCGAGCUACUCCCGUUUGCUGCUACGGAUGCUCCCGCUACGGCGUUGGGCCCUGCCGGGCCUCGGCCCCGUGUGGCUCGGCGAACCACAGCCGGCCUGCCGGGUCCUGUGGCCCUGCGGCCGCAGCCUCAUGGACCGGGUGGCGAACGACAUGGAGAAACAGUUCCAAGAGAUGGAGGAGAAGAUGACCCGGGCCUUCUUCCAGGCCUUGCCGGCCUUGACGUGGGACCGCGAAGGCCGGACGGAAGCGUGUGGGGACGGCGUCGCCCGGGACCAACCGGAUGGGAAGUACCGCUUCUCAGUGGACGUGGCCGGCUUCACGCCCGAAGAGAUGGAGGUGAAGCUGGACGGCCGGAGAGUGACGGUGACGGUGAAGCGGCGAAGGGAGAGCGGAAGCAAGGAGAGUGGCUACUGGCGGGAGCGUCAAGAGUUGCGCCGGGAGACCCUCCUGCCACCGGACGUGGACCUCCACGGUGUCACCUGCUCUUUAGCUUCUGACGGGCAGCUGUGCAUUGAGGCGCCACGCCUGGCCUUCGCGUCGACCACGGGAAAAGCCAUCCCCAUCGAUGUGAAGCCGGAUGCCCAGGAGACACCCGACGGGGAGAAACCAAGCGCCUGAGACUGUGGAUGCAGUGGCCACCCGCCCAACCCCUGUGAGAACGAGUUACGCUCUGCUGCCACGUAGAAAGACAUCUCCGUGGCUGAUGGGCCCUUCCGUCUCUUUCCACGCACCUGUCGGAGGCCUACCUGGACGCUGACCUUACUGUCAUUCUUUCUGUGCAAUAAAACUUUGAUAUUUCCCCACACACACUUGGUUGGAUUCCUGCUUGGCGUGUUGAAAGCGUGUGUGUGCGUGUGCAUUCGACUCUACCCGAAAAACGGAACGUCGAAUGGUUGAAUUGCGGCCGCAGCCUGGGAAGUGCAAGAGACGGAUGCCAACUAAAACAGGCGACAAAACCAGGCACCGUGUAACAUAAGAACGCUUCUUAAAUCAAACCAAUAAAUAAAUAAAGGGUGUGCUGGCAGUUCCCCCCUCCCCUUCCCAA